AUGCCGGCUCGCUUCAUUUGCCAAUGGGUUGCGCUGCUCUCGCCGCUCUCCAUGCUCUCGCUCCGAGUCCCCGUGGGGGAGGAGAGAACAGAAGCGACCCAGGACCGGGUGGUUUCGGAGGCGACCCAGAGGCUUCGGGAAGUGUUUGGGAUGGGAGAGUUCCCACGGAAAACUGCUCCGCGCCGGGGACCACCUCAGUACAUGCUGGAUCUCUUUAACGCUGUGGCAGAUGCCAAUGGCACCACCAACACCCCCCGCUUGUUGGAAGGGAAUGUUGUCCGAAGUUUUGAGAAUAAAGUUCAUGGUGAGCAGACCUACUUCUAUUUCGAUGUCACUUCAGUUGGAAGGGACGAGCAGCUCCUGAAGGCUGAGCUGAGACUCUUUAAGCUGAAGGAACGCUCUCAGCGCGCUCAUCACUUGUGCAGGGUUGACCUGUGCGAGUUACUGGACGGCAGCGGAAUUCGAGCCAGCCUGAUUUCAUCCAAAACCGUCCCCCUGUACACCGAAGGAUGGGAAGUAUUCCCUGUCACUCGGACAGUAUGGAAGUGGGUCAGGAACAGCAGCUCAAACCAUGGACUCAUGAUCAUCACCAGCAUUCCGGCCGGAAACUCCCUGCAUUUGAGCCCGGUCAGGUUCGCGAAGAGUAGCGGCCGGCAGAACAAUUCGCACCCCUUCCUGGUGCUCUUCACCGACGACAGAAGGCGAGGGACCCCCGAGAACUCCAGGACAACUCUCUUGACAGGAUACAACACAAUGAUAAAGAAGAAGGAGCCGGUUGUUCCAACAUUGCCAGAUGAAAAUGUCAUCCUUUCUUCAGCCCAGGCAUCACGAAGUAGAAAAAUCCGAGCUGUUCCUGUCCUGGGCACGGGCCGCCUCCUGCCCUGCCAGAAGCACCCUCUCUACGUGGACUUCGAGCAGAUCGGCUGGUCCACAUGGAUCAUUUCACCGAGGGGCUACAGCGCCUAUUACUGCAAAGGCUCCUGCCCAUUCCCUUUGGGGCAAGGCUUUAAAGCCACCAAUCACGCCACGGUACAAUCCAUAGUCCAUGCGCUGAAGCUUUCCAAAGAGGUGGGGACCCCGUGCUGUGUCCCAGACACAUUACAUUCCAUAAACCUUCUCUAUUUUGACAAUGAGGAAAAUGUCGUGCUGAAGCAGUACGAUGACAUGGUCGCAGUCAGUUGUGGAUGUCACUGA
Messenger RNA from Carcharodon carcharias (great white shark), 1194 nucleotides. RefSeq names its product bone morphogenetic protein 7-like. Gene Ontology annotation, molecular function: cytokine activity; growth factor activity. The transcript has 5 exons. Lineage: Eukaryota; Metazoa; Chordata; Chondrichthyes; Lamniformes; Lamnidae. The coding region runs from base 1 to 1194 and encodes 397 amino acids. Gene Ontology annotation, biological process: SMAD protein signal transduction. The record is from RefSeq and is a predicted model, not a curated record. Gene Ontology annotation, cellular component: extracellular region.